Diachasmimorpha longicaudata is the source of this 6023-nucleotide messenger RNA. Its product is annotated as tyrosine-protein kinase CSK-like. The transcript has 7 exons. Gene Ontology annotation, biological process: protein phosphorylation. Lineage: Eukaryota; Metazoa; Arthropoda; Insecta; Hymenoptera; Braconidae. Bases 2315 to 3841 code for a protein of 508 amino acids. The record is from RefSeq and is a predicted model, not a curated record. Gene Ontology annotation, molecular function: ATP binding; non-membrane spanning protein tyrosine kinase activity.
AUAAAAAGACUGAUGUUGAUGCAUUAUAAUUAAUGGGGAGGAAUUAGAGGUCUUGGUGAAGUAUUAUCUGGAACAUUAUCGGGUUCACUAGAUGUUCAAAGACUUGAGGGGUUUUUUCUGUUUUUUUUUCGUCUCUAUUAAUUAAUUAUGAACUUCAGACGCCUUCGAACGCACUCACUGAGAAAAUUUAAGAAUUAUCUAUACUAGACUUGACAAACGAUUUAUCGUGGGAGAUAUUUUUAAUUUUUAACAAAUUUCAAAAUACGAAUUUCUCAGUCUCAGGUGAAUUUUCAAAAUAAAAAAUAUUUUUCUCUGUUUUUGACAGUCUUCCAUGGCCAUCUACUGCCCUGUUUCAGUUAAAAGUUUGAAUUAUCCUUCAAACAUUUUAUCAGACGUAAUUUCCUUUCAUGUUGAAACAUUGAGCAUGAACGCGGUUGCUAUAAAUAAUCCAACAAAAUUGCGUGUCUUUUUUAUUCUCAAACUAAGUAAUGAGACAUGCAAUCCAAUGUACAUGAAAUCCGGCAUCUGUUCGGCCCAUUAAAAUUAUUAAAAUUCUAGAAUCAUAACUUUCUGAUUAACAAAGUAGAAACCGACAAUUAUGAAGACAGUUAUUAAACCUCGCAGUGAAGGUAAAUAGCCUCAAUUUGCAUUCACUGGUGAUAAUUUCUCCAGAUAUCUAUGACUAUCCUGUCCCCAAACAUAUCACACUGAAAUAAUAAAGGAUAGAAAAUAAUAAUAGAAAAAUCCAUUGAAAUCCGAAUCCCGUCAAUUCUGACAUCAGUUAAUGAGGACAAGAUCUGGGAUCUUCGCCCCCAUGGAAACCAGAAUUAUUGGAAUUCUCCAGGUCCAACAUUAGUCGGAUUAACAGAGUAAAAAACGUCCGUCAUCGAGUCAAUUAUUUGUGCCACUCAGAGAUAUUAAUCUUAAACCAAUAGCAGAUACUUGGCUUAAAAGCUGGAUGGCAACUGUUCUAAAUGUGUACUUGAGAUUCCUCUUCUUCAUCUUUUUUCGCACUCAGAAAUGAAUAACAAAGUGGUAAUAUGAGAUGAGUUGAUAUCACUGUCUUCAUAUCCAACUUUACCAUUCGUCAACAGCGAAUGAAUCUCGUAAUGUAAUAAAUGAAUCAUUCUAUUAAUGUACCUCUGUCCCCCCUGAUAUUGAUAUAUCUCCCUGUGAACGAUGUCCUCUUGCGUGACAUAACGCACUACUCCACACUCCAAGGAUAAACUGCCGCUUGAAUAAUUCAAUAUUUGCCGGUGCAACAGUUUCAUACUCUGCCAGAAUAAUUGCCUCCUUUCAUACUAAAGCAUUAGUUCAACACGCGUUACUGAGGAAAUAGUGAUGCCUCAAAGCCAAGGAUUCAUACUGAAUUCCAAAGUGGAGGCUAAGUUUAUUGGGGAGGUCGUUAUUACUGUUAAUUUCAAUUUACUGGUGAUAUCAACCAGCAGAUAUGAACGCUUGGCUGCACCUGUUGAGUACUGACUACAAGAGGAUGCACACUUAAGUGAAUAAACAGGAGCAAAACAUACCGAGGAGUCAUCAAAGUACACCUAAUUAACUUUGAAUGCAAUGAUUAUGGGAAUAACGAGGAAACCCUCGACAACGAGUCAUUUGAUGUGCAAUUUUGACGAUCCGUCGAAUUGUGAUGACGAUAUUCCAAUGUCUGAAGGAAGAAUGGCCAGUUGGAAUAACCACUUUGGUGAAUAAAGUAUUCGUUAUCCGUGAUAUCAUGUUUUGUAGUUGAGACGCUGUUGAUUCUAGUUGAGUUUAUCAUCAACUCACUUUUGUACUCAAGUACCGUACCUAAUGCAUGAUGCGGAAUGAAUAGACCAUCGAACACCUACGUUAAGAUCGUGUUUUCCAAUGGUAGAUAAAGGGAUGUCUCUCUGGAACAGAUAGAUAGAUUCUACCUGUUUCUUAGUUGGCGGUCGAGAGAGCUUUCAGUUGGAUAAUUUUGAUGGUAAAGAUGGACUUUUGUAGGAAAAAUGAUGGAAAAGAAUCGAAGUAAGCGGAAGGAGAAUUUAACUUGACAGAGAAGAACGUCGGAAGGAAUAAAUUAAUGUACCGGUAGGAGAAGUAUCCAAGUAAAACUAACGUAAGAGUUAAAAUUCAUCAGGACAAGCCAAGAGAAUGUGCCCUGGAAAAAACAAACUUGCAAUACUUGAUAUCAUAUUACUGUCUCUAGGUGGACGGUCAGCAAAAUUUUUUGCUUAUUAAACUCGCCACUCAGGAAAAAUUACAUGAAACUCAAUUGUCAGCUUCAGGUUGUUUGAGUGGGCCAGGGAAAAAACGGUGAAUACCGGUAGCUGCAGUAAUGCCAACGUAUCACAAUGCAAGUGGUGGUUACCCAAACGUAUCAGCGCCAACUCGGCAGGGAAAGGUUGAUGGAAACCAAAAUCAUCAUACAAUAUCAUCGAACGUAACGGCCCAUUCCAUAAUUCAGAACGCUAUUCAAUCGUUGCAAUCGAUUCAAUCAAUGCACUCAACCAUUCCAUCGAUAGCUACGAAUAACUUGACUGGAUCAACCAAUAUGCUGCCACAUCCAGUAUCACCGAUUAUGACAACUCAUUCGUCUGUCACAUCACAGAAUGUACAAAGCCACAUGAGCCCAGUUACUUCACCAGUUAUUUUAACACCAAAUGCCCUACCUAAUGCGAGUAAUUUAACAGCAUUGUCGGCUAGUACGAGACACGAAGUUAAACUUAAUGCUAUGCCAUGGUUUCAUGGGAAAAUUUCAAGAGAAACAGCAGAAAGGCUUCUACGACCUCGUGAGGACGGUCUGUUUCUAGUCAGAGAAUCGACGAAUUUCCCAGGCGAUUACACGCUGUGCGUGUGCUUCCAGGGAAGGGUCCAGCAUUAUCGAGUUAAAUACAAAAAUAAUCAGUUAACAAUCGAUGACGAGGUGUUCUUCGAGAAUUUGGCGUUACUCGUUGAGCAUUAUGAGCAAGAUGCCGAUGGUUUAUGUACACAAUUAACAAAAUCCCUUCCAAAACAGGGAAAACAAGAUUUUUGCGUUGAUCCAAAGGCCUUUAUUGAGGCUGGAUGGGUCAUACAGACACAUGAACUUGAAUUGCGUGAGUGUAUAGGCAAGGGCGAGUUUGGAGAUGUUUUACUCGGGGUUUAUCGGGGUGAACGUGUCGCUGUUAAAAUGCUGAAGGACAAUAGUGAAGCUGCACAGAGGUUUCUCGCCGAAGCAAGUUUAAUGACAUCACUCAUACAUGACAAUCUGGUUAAAUUACUCGGUCUUGUAUUUAAUAAUCAACAUAUGUACCUGGUUACUGAAUACAUGAGCAAAGGAUCGCUCGUUGAUUAUUUGAGAUCAAGGGGAAGACUGCACGUUACCAAAAAGGAUCAGAUUAAUUUUACAUAUGAUACCUGCGCUGGAAUGGCCUAUCUGGAGUCUCGCCACGUUGUUCAUCGUGAUUUAGCCGCGAGAAACGUCCUCGUGGCCGAGGACAACUCAGCAAAAGUAUCGGAUUUUGGUUUAGCACGAGAUGAAAAUUUUUCCCUAGACGGUGGCAAGCUUCCCAUCAAGUGGACAGCUCCAGAAGCUCUGAAGCAAAAUAAAUUUUCAAAUAAAUCCGACAUGUGGAGCUUUGGAAUUUUACUCUGGGAGAUUUAUUCCUUCGGUCGGGUACCUUAUCCCAGAAUACCAUUGGCAGACGUCGUUAAGUGUGUGGAGAAAGGAUAUAAAAUGGAAGCGCCGGAUGGAUGUCCCUCUGAAGUUUAUGACAUAAUGAAACAGGCUUGGGAUUUACAACCGGAGAGGAGACCAUCGUUUCACGAUAUUAAAGUUAAACUCGGUUUUCUGAAGGCUGAGUCCACCAAAUAUGCUAAUUAAACAGAGCUACUUAUACCAUGUGGUUUUUUUUCUAUUAUGCAGAAGCGACAUAUGAGGAAUUACGUCGUCUGGAGUAGAUUGAAUGAAGGGGAGAAUGUUUUAUGAAAUUUCAAUUUUUUAUGGCUUUAUUAGGGUAAUCUGACCAAUGGGCAGAAGAUUCCAUUUGUUUUCUUCAAUUUCCCUCAUUUUAAUGUACUUUGGGCAUUUUUUCAAGUGAAAUUGUCUUCCAGGUUUUACAUUAGAGUUCAGUUAAUUCUAGGCUUUUAGCACUUUUCAGUAAAUUCAAGAAAAUGUUAGGAAAAUAUUCUUGAAAUGUAAAAAAAAUUAACUGAUUCAUAUUGAUCAAAUGAUGAUUAAGAAAAAAAUUUCUCACGCGAUUUUGUUGAUAGAUAUCGUACUAAAUUUUUAGUUUUUUUAUUUCGUUUAUUAAAUUUAACUUGUCCAAAGAACACAACAUUUUACUGGACUAUCUAUUUAUAGGUCAGAUUAAUGUGUUCUUUCGAAAAAACUGGCAAAAUUUUACGGUUAUAUAUCAAUCAGCGGCCCCAUUAAUUUCUCAUUUUCAUUCACUCAUGAUAUCCAACAACCACAUUAUCUAUGUCGAUUGUGCCUUUGUUCACGUAGAUAUUUUUUUAUCGCAAUGAAAAACUCAAAACUCGUACUCUACCAAAUUUGAUGAAAACCCCACAAGACUGGUGACUCAAUUGUUCGAAAAAUUUUUAUUAACCCGUGUCAACAAUUUUUGAAGAAAAAAAAAUCAUAGAAAUAAGUGUAGAAUGGUAUUAAAUUAACCAAUUUUUACAAGACCAAAUUUUUUAUGUUUAAAGCAAUAUAUCAUCACACAAGACUGUUUUCAAAAUUAUGAUUUUACAUUAUAUUUCUAUGGUUUAUUGCAUGAAUAUGUUUCGAUGAUAACUUGUCCUCACGAUGUGGUUAUUCCUAGAGCACAAGUUCCAAUUCCUUCAAAUCUAUGCACAAAAAAAUCAAUUUUAAUCACUUGAAGGAUAAACAAAUGGAUAAGUAGCUUAAUCACAUGCUCAAAAGUCGUCCGUUUUUUUAAAUUUUAAUUUCUUUCAUUACUCCACGUAGAUCUGCUGCGUCAGCGCAAACCAGCGCGAGAUAGAAACGAAAAGAAAUUAAUACUGUAAGUCUCUCACGUUUUUUUUUUUAUCAAAGAAUACACAGUAGUUAGAUUUUUAAGCGGUACUAAAAUUCAAUGAAUGGAUACAAAACUUCCAUCAAGACCCGAGGUAUUUGUCACGAUUAUCAGCGGUGUAUAUUGAAAUGUAAAUAAUUUUGUACAUAAUUAUUAUUUUAAAUCCGGAAUUGGUGAAAUUCCAGAAGAGGGAGGAGAAGGGAAAACGUUGAAAAGUGAUUAGAGAUUUAAAACAAAUGUUCAUAUACCCGUUUAAAGUUCUAAACCUACGUAUAAUGCAUUUCAUGCGAUAGUAACCGAUUGAGAGGACGAGAAAGCAGUUCUUAGGUCCUUUUGGGUAUUUGCCAGCCUAAAGAGACUAAAUAAAGUAAGCCAUCGAAAACUGCUUUGGGUUUUCGAGGGCAAAUUGAAAUUUCCUGGACAAUUUCUGUUCUUUCAGUAGAUCAGAGUCGAAAUAUUAAUAUCACUGAGCAGCUAUGGUUCGAAUGCUUGAUAUACCAACGAGAUAUUUUGUUUAAAUUUCAGUUCACUGAAUUUGAACAAAAGCAAAAAAAAAUGAGAGAAAAAUUUAUCACCGUGACUCUGUGUUGCUGUUGUGGUUUGGAAUUAGAGGUAGAUGUAGAUGAGCGUGUACAUUUAUACUUUGAUAUAAAAUAUUCACUGAGAAUAAUAUUUAUAGAAAGUGUUUCAACAAAAUCCUCGAGCAUUUUUUCUCUCCCAUGCAAUUAAAAAUAUUUGCAUUCAUAUUAGUGAUAUUAUUUCAUGACAAAACUGGAUGAAAGCUCGAAAUUUAAUGGCGUAACACAGAGUCAGAAUUUUUUAUAUAUUGAAAGAAGAUAUUUAUUUUGGUAUUUAAAGCGCUACGAGUUACAUAUUCCAAAUUGCGUUGUGUUGAAGCGUAAUAAUGAGAGAGAAAAUUUCCGUUUCAAUCUUCAAUUGUAAUCCUGAAUCCACUAGAUCGUAAGAAAUUUAAUAUAUAUUAAAAUCGAAUACGCAAAUAUAUAAUUGAAUUGAAAGCAAUAACAA